AUGUCAUUGUUCAUCCAACUGGCUCGUCGAUCGGCCACUCUGCUUCGACUCCGCAUCUCCAACUCCAUCUCCAAACGUUCCAUCGGCUCUGUCAGCGCAAUUGACUCGAGCAUCUUUCGCACUCUAUUUGGGACAGAGGAAAUUCGCAAAGUCUUCGACGAUGAAGCAUACAUCAACCGCUGCGUCGACGCCGAAGCCGCCCUCGCCCGAGCUCAAUCCCAAUGCAAUGUAAUCCCCUCCAAGAUCGGUCCAUUAGUAACGCAAAAAGUGCGUGAAUCGCAACUCGACCUCGACAGACUCCGACACGAGACUGAAAUCGUGGGUUAUCCCAUCCUUCCGCUGGUGCGGCAGUUGUCGGCGAUAUGCGGGGACGAAGCAGGGAAGUAUGUACAUUGGGGUGCCACGACGCAGGAUAUUAUGGAUUUGGCGAGUGUCUUGCAGAUGAAGGAGGGAUUGGUGAUUGUUGAGCGGUUGCUGAAGGAUAUCAUUGCCACUCUGCGCGGGUUGUCUGAGAAGUAUAGGGAUACGCCCAUGGCGGGUCGGACGCAUCUUCAACACGCUCUCCCGGUUACGUUUGGUUACAAGUGCGCCGUCUGGUUAUCUGGGUUCCAGCGACAUCUGGAACGACUGGAGCAGCUCAAGACCCGGACGUUGUUGGUGCAGUUUGGCGGCGCCGCAGGAUCGCUCGCGUCUCUGGGCUCUGGGGACGACGGGCUCCGCGUCCGAAAAGCCCUCGCAGACGAUCUCGGUCUCACCGACCCCCCAAUCACCUGGCACGUUGCCAGAGACGGAGUCGCUGAGAUCGUCAACUUCCUCGCCCUCAUGGGUGGGUCAAUGGGCAAGUUAGCUCUAGACAUAAUCAUCAUGUCAUCCAACGAGCUGGGCGAGGUAUCCGAGCCCUUCGUGCCACACCGCGGUGCCUCAUCGACCAUGCCCCAGAAACGCAACCCCAUCUCCAGCGAGGUGAUCCUGGCCGCGUCCAAGAUCCUCCGGUCAAAUGCUGGCCUGGUCCUCGACGGGAUGGUGGCUGAUUUUGAGCGCGCCUCCGGGCCCUGGCAUCUCGAGUGGGUUGCUGUACCGGAAAGCUUUGUAAUUGCCGUUGGGGCAAUGUCGCAGACACACUUUGCGCUGGCUGGAUUGUCGGUUCAUCCUAAGCAGAUGUUGGAUAAUUUACAUUCGACUCGGGGGUUGAUCGUGGCUGAGGCGGUGAUGAUGGGGCUGGCUCCUCAGGUGGGAAGACAAAAGGCGCAUGAUAUCGUCUACGAGGCUUGUCGGGAGAGUAUUGAGAAGGAUCGGACGUUGCUUGAUUGUCUGCUGGAUAAAGACGAGGUGGUGGCUAAGAUGAGCCGGGAGCGGUUGGCUAGCUUGUGUGAUCCGGUGAAUUACUUGGGAGCGUCUAUGCGGAUGGUCGAUGAUGUUUUGGCUGUAGAUUAA
Aspergillus wentii DTO 134E9 is the source of this 1434-nucleotide messenger RNA. RefSeq names its product class-II fumarase/aspartase family protein. The transcript is spliced from 2 exons. Gene Ontology annotation, molecular function: catalytic activity. Lineage: Eukaryota; Fungi; Ascomycota; Eurotiomycetes; Eurotiales; Aspergillaceae. The record is from RefSeq and is a predicted model, not a curated record. Bases 1 to 1434 code for a protein of 477 amino acids.